GAAAAGCGAAAGCCAUGAAGGUGCGUUCCAAGAAGCCCGUUUGGUUCCUGUUCAAGUUGGUGGAGCUGAUCUUUAGCCUGCUCUGCUGCGUCAUCCAUUGGAAUUGUUACCAUCAUCACGGCGUGCCGCAUGUCUUCCUGCUGUGCGGGUCCUAUGGUGGCUCUAUUAUUAUGGGUCUAUUAUCAAUUUUAAGUUCCUUUUAUGCCGAGAAACCGAAGAUGAAAUAUGAGGCAGCGCACUCAGGAGUUCUUGGUAUCAUUCACUUGGUCACCGUGUUCGCUCACAUGUACAUGGCCACAUUGGAGCAGUUCCAGAAACCGAAUUGGGUUGACUUCUUUAACUGCACCCGGGACAAUGCCAUGUUUGCCCUGACCGCCACCUCCAUAUACUUUCUGCACUUCACCUUUGCCUUGGACCUGUUGUAUUCGCACACCCUCAAAGUGAAGAGGCAUCCGGACAGGUGCAAGCGACCGCUUAGCCUCUAUUUCAUCAGUCCAGGUGUCGAGGCGUAUGCGAGUGGUUUCCGCUGGUACCAGCACUUGGCCAGCAGGAUGAUGACCAGUGACCAGACCUCGGAGCACUCUGCCGGGAUCAAGCAUAUGUCCUAUGACUCGGAAUCGGAUGAAGAGCCGCGACCGUCCGCAACCAAAAGACCAGACGACGGCAGAGUUUCGGGUGUAUUUCAAAGGUCUAACGACCUGGGUGUGCCCUCCAUGUAAACAAAUAAUUGUUUAAAUUAAUUUUGAUUGUUUAAAAUAUAAUGGCCCUCUGCCUACCAGUUUUAAAA
Molecule: messenger RNA, 787 nt
Organism: Drosophila serrata
Lineage: Eukaryota; Metazoa; Arthropoda; Insecta; Diptera; Drosophilidae
Source: RefSeq, a predicted model, not a curated record